AGAAGGCGAUUUGGUACCAUGGAUCCAAUGGGGGAAAGGCCCAAUGGAGGCUGAUUUGUCAAUGAAUGGGUAUUAUUCGAUGAGUUUCCUUCCAUUACUACAACAAGAGAAUAAUGAAUAUGUCUCGGAAGAUAGAGCACUAACGCUCAAUCCAAUAAAGGAAGAUAUCAAUGUCCAACACCAGGAGCAAGAUACGAAAAGAAAAGAAAAAGAAAACAUUGACUUAGAGAAACAAAUUGAAACAUUUUUGAAAGAACAAGCCCAAGAUAUUACCAUCCCGCUCAGUAAUCGAUCGACUAAAUUUGGCAACACCAUUUUCCAUGACGCUGUAUUGAAUGCAUCCACAUUGCUCGCCCUGUGCAAUGGUGUCAAGAAAUCUACGCACAAGGAUCAGGUCCUGAAAGCUCGCAACAAACUGCGACACAAUCUGCUGCACCAUGCCUGUCUCCACGACAAGUCGGAAGCUAUAAGACCACUGGUAGGCAUGGGUAUUGCUCUGCACGAACUGGAUCAAAGUGGCAACACUCCAUUGCACUUGGCCAUCGUAAAUCGUCGCAGCGAUUGCAUUCUACAAAUACAGCAACUACUGCAGAAAUACGACGCCUACGAUGAAAAGGUCCUCGCAUCAAUGGUCAAGAUGACCAAAGUCUACAAUCGGCAGGGCUAUACGGUACUGCAUUUGGCCCUAUUGGAAAAUCUGCCGGAGUUGCUGGGAGUUAUUUUGGAAUUUUGCCAGCAGAAACAAAUCGAUGUCACCGAAUACGAAGUAUUGGGCAGCGGCGAUUCUCUUAGAAAAUUGGCAUUGAAAACAAAGGCCUCUACGGAAAUUCUGAAAGUGCUUGAGGAGUAUGUACCAAACUAUUUGCUCAUCGAGAACUAUGCAGGCGAUACCGCCGCCGCAACCGAUGAAAUCGAGGAGAUAUCUGAUGAAAUGGAGAUGAAAUUGAAUUUUGAAUAAGAAAAUGUAGAAUUAAAUGAAUAAUAGCGAAUAAAACAAAUAAUAAAUAAAUAAUAAAGAAUAAUAAAGAAUAAAAAAGAAUAAAAAAAAAUAAAGAGAAUAAUAAAGAAUAAAA
This is a messenger RNA of Musca domestica (house fly), 1073 nucleotides long. RefSeq names its product nuclear factor NF-kappa-B p110 subunit-like. The transcript has 2 exons. Lineage: Eukaryota; Metazoa; Arthropoda; Insecta; Diptera; Muscidae. The coding region runs from base 44 to 958 and encodes 304 amino acids. Gene Ontology annotation, molecular function: protein binding. The record is from RefSeq and is a predicted model, not a curated record.